UAUAAAAGUAAAAAAAUGCACAUUUUGUACAAAUUGAUCAAGCAAAAACUCUAGGGGGGGGCUUACUGUCCUACGGACACUUUAGUACCAAAACUCGUUGCUAAAAUUUUUACUGCGGUUAUAUUCCCCACAUGGUACAAAAGUCCUGCAAAUAUGAUUUGUCCCAGCUCCGAAGUUUCCAUAAUUUAGUUAAAUGCCAAUUAUUGAUACCAAUAUCCUAUAUUUUUUAAAUAUUAACAUUAAUAAGAUAAAAAUUAAGUAAAAGCCUUUCACUGCUAUAGUAACAGUAUUUACACAUUAAAGAGAAAUUCGACAGCCAUUUUGAAGUAUAGAUAACAGCUGAUGAAGCAUACCCACACGGCUGUUUAUUUAUCUUUAUUGUACCGUUUUAAUAUAAAAAGAGUGUAAUGUAUGACUGACUAAUGAAAAUUAUUCUUCACAAAAUCUUUGAUUUUGCCAAAAUUAAUGACGGAUGUUGUUAGUAUUAUUAGGAAUGUUAGUUUCUUUUUAAUAAUGUGAAAUUGGUAACUGUUAAAUAUUUAUCAUUCAUAUUAUAAUUGGUUAUUAUCAUUUAAAAACUUUCAAUUGAAAUUGUGAAUAUUUCUAAGAAGUUUUGUUUGUACAAACAAUUGGACAACUACAAUUGUAUUGAUACACGUUUUGCAUGUUAGUCUUAAAAUGACUGUUAGUGCAAAUUGGGACAUUAAAACAGAUUUAUUUCUGAAUGAUGAAAUUAUUAACCAAUAUAUGGAUUUGAUAACUCAAAGAUCCCCUGAAACAGUAUAUGCAUUUAAUACAUUUUUUUAUUCUGCAUUAUCAGACAAAGGAUACCAACAUGUUAGUCGUUGGACUAAAAAAGUAGAUAUUUUCUCAAAAGAAAAACUUUUUAUUCCAGUUCAUAUAGAAGAGGAUAAUCAUUGGUGCUUAGUUUAUGUUGAUUUUUUAAAAAAAACAAUUAAGUAUUAUGAUAGCUUAGGAGGUCGUAAUUUUAUGUGCCUCAAGCUAAUUUUAAAGUAUUUAAUGAUGGAACACAUAAACAAAAAAAAUGUUGAUUUUCGACCUGGUGGUUGGUCUUUAUUAAAUGUAAAAAAAUGCCCAAAACAGAACAAUCUUUGGGAUUGUGGAGUUUUUGUAUGUAUGUAUGCUGAAUAUUUAUCAAGAAAUCAACCUUUGACUUUUAGUCAAAAAGAUAUGGGAAGAUGUAGAAAACAAAUUUAUUUUGAAAUAAAAAAUAAAAAAUUAAUCAAGUAAUAUUUGUAAAAUUAUAAUAUUGUAAAUAAAUUUUUAUAAAUUGACAAUAAAAAUAAUGUUAUUUAAUAUCUAUUACGCCAAAUGUAAAAUAAUUAUUUAAUAUAAUUAUGGAGUAGCCUGCAACUUAAUUUGAAAAACAAUUGAAAUUCUCACAGACUAU
Molecule: messenger RNA, 1411 nt
Organism: Daktulosphaira vitifoliae (grape phylloxera)
Lineage: Eukaryota; Metazoa; Arthropoda; Insecta; Hemiptera; Phylloxeridae
Product: sentrin-specific protease 1-like
Exons: 2
Coding region: 679-1251 (190 amino acids)
Biological process (GO): protein desumoylation
Cellular component (GO): nucleus
Molecular function (GO): deSUMOylase activity
Source: RefSeq, a predicted model, not a curated record